UUUGCAAUUUUUAGAGAUUUGUGUGUUUUAUUGAUUUAACAGGGUUCAGCACUUAUUCCUUCCUCAUCGGAGUUGUUGUUGGGGCAGUUUUGGUGAUCUUAUGUGUCUCAGCAUUUCUUUACAAACGAAUCUACAAGACUAAAAUGGGCACUAAAUCUGCAUUUACUCAGACUGAAGAGGCUGUUUCACAGGACAAUGACGGAGAGCCGAUUUAUGUCAAUGAAGUCAUGAUGUCAUCAGCCCGAGCUGCCCAACUAGGAUCUUCUUAUAAACCAUCUUAAAAUGUCUACACCCUGCUGCUUCCUGUCUACUUCAUGACAUUACGGUGAACUUCUGCUAUUUGCCAAAAUUCAGAGGAUUUAUCAAACAUUUCUCAACCGUCUUCAAUAGUCUCACCUUCUUUUAAUGGGAAAAUGGGUUUAGCAGAGAAAAUCAGCAUUUUUGUCUUUCUCUUACAAGGUGUUUACUGUAGAGAUUAUGACAUCUUCUUGCCAGAGAAGAUUGAAGCUCUCAGUGGAUCAUGUGUGAUUAUAGAGUGCAGAUUUGAGAUUGUUCCAGAAAUGGAUAAAUACCUCACUGAAGAAAAUGCUGUAGGAUUUUGGUUCAAUGGAAAAAAAGAAGUAUUUCAUUCUAAACAUCACAAAGCUGAUCAUUUCGAAGGUACAAUGUCUGAAAAACUACAUGAGAAGAACUGCACCACUGUCUUUUAUAAUGUUGGUUCAGAUCACAAUAAUAAAUUUUACUUCAGAAUUGAGAGUACUGUAAAUGGUAUUGGGCUGAAAUACAGCUACAAUAAAAAACUCUCCACCAUAAAUGUCGUUGAGUCUCCUGUGAAUCCACGAAUUGUGCUGUAUGAGGAUGAGCAGGAGCUGCAGGAUCAGCAGGAGGUGUUGGAGGGCAGAUCUGUUAGUCUGCGCUGCUCUGCUGAGACUCUCUGCUCUAUUCCUCCAGCAACUCUCACAUGGAGCUCCGCUGGCAAAAUCCUCCUCAGUGAGAGCAGCAAACUACAGGAGCUUGUCGUCUCUGCUCUGAACUUCACUGCUGCUCCGCGGCACCACAGAGUCACUUUCACCUGCUCUAUAAGCUACCAGCUGCAAGACAACAACAAAACAGCUCGAAGCAGCAUCCCAUUACAUGUGCAGUAUUCCCCUAAAAACACCUCAGUUUCUGUCUUUCCCUCUAACUCUGUGUUGGUGGGCCAUUCAGUGACUCUGACCUGCAGCAGUGAAGCAAAUCCUGCAGUGCUGAUCUACAGCUGGUCUAGAGAGACUAAAGGACAGUUGGAGAUGCUGCAGACUGGAGAAACUCUUACCUUUAAUGAGACGGCAUUAUCACACAGUGGCUUGUAUAUCUGUACAGCUCAAAACAAACAUGGCACCCAGACAAAAGCAGUGAUGCUCGACAUCCAGUAUGUUCCUCAAAUCUCCAGCUCCUCCAGCUGUACCAGUACUGGUGUUACUGAGUGUUUCUGUGAGGUUGAUGGGAAUCCCUAUCCUGAGGUGGAGUGGCAUUUGUCUGGACAUCUCGUCUCGAACUCUCCAAACACGUUCAUCAGUGAAAAGCGAUUGAGCAACACAAGCUUGAGGAGCGUCAUCUCUCUACAGUCUCUUACUCACAACUCUCUGCUGUGUGUCAGUAAAAAUGCUCAUGGCAAUGCAAGUCAGCUGUUUUAUUUGGUUUUCAUUACUGAAAAUGAAUGGUUUAACAUUUACUCCCUUAUGAUUGGAGUUCUUGCUGGAACUUUAUUUGUGGUGAUCUUAUGGGCCUCAAUACUGCUCUGCAAACGAAACAGGACUCAAAGGACUGAUAAAACUAUACUUAUUCGGACUGAUGUGGCUGAUUCAGUGAACAACGGGGAAGAGUCUUUUUAUGCCAAUAAAGUGAUGAUGUCAUCAGCCGAAGCCCCAACACAAAAUCAUCGAGAUCACCUACAGUAUUCCACUAUUAACUUCAUAAACAACAGACCAGAGUCAAACCUUGUCAGAGGAAUCUCUUCGCUUACCACAGAGUAUGCUGCGAUCCAAUAUUGUAGCCAAAAUGUAGCAGUAAGUGAAGCAACGAGUGGGGAAGUGCCAUCGGUGCUGCCAAAUGAAGAUCCCGUUUAUCAGGUUCCUAACAAAGCAGCAGACAGAACUAAAAGAAAAUAGACUUGAGAGUGCAAAAAUGAGGUUGAAUGUAAAAAAGCACACAAUACAAUAUUUCUAAAAACACCUUAAUUCAUUCAAACAGGCCUUUUAGAGUUUACUUAAAUGUAUCAGUUUUCAUCAGCAAACUAUAGAUGACUGUUUCUUGGUUACCAUUGAUAUUAAAUGGUGUCAAGGUGACAUUUAAAGUAAUUUCCCUUUAAGUUCACCCUAGUAUUCUAUAGAGUAUUAUUUCCUUUAGGAAUUUAAAUUCUGCUAACCUUUUUUAUGAAUAUCACUUUGUUUAUUAGUUUGCUAUCUGAUUCCAAUUCCAUUCAAUUUCACAUAGAAAUGUGUGCUUAGCGAUGCUCUUCAAAUACGCAAUGUUCAGAUAUACAGUUGAAGUCAGAAUUAUUAGCCCUCCUGCAAUCUUUUAUUCAUUUUCAAAUAUUUCCCACUUCACAGUAUUUCCUAGAAGAUUUAUU
Danio rerio (zebrafish) is the source of this 2608-nucleotide messenger RNA. The record is from RefSeq and is a predicted model, not a curated record. Lineage: Eukaryota; Metazoa; Chordata; Actinopteri; Cypriniformes; Danionidae.